Dromaius novaehollandiae (emu) is the source of this 2400-nucleotide messenger RNA. RefSeq names its product butyrophilin subfamily 3 member A2-like. NCBI's taxonomy places the organism in Eukaryota, Metazoa, Chordata, Aves, Casuariiformes, Dromaiidae. The coding region runs from base 264 to 1793 and encodes 509 amino acids. Gene Ontology annotation, cellular component: external side of plasma membrane. The record is from RefSeq and is a predicted model, not a curated record. Gene Ontology annotation, biological process: T cell receptor signaling pathway; regulation of cytokine production. The transcript is spliced from 10 exons. Gene Ontology annotation, molecular function: signaling receptor binding.
ACAAGACGGGGUGCAACGCUGUUCGGGUGAAGAGCCCAGCAGAGCUGGGGCAGACGGCAGGGUCCUGGCUUCCGUGGGGAAGACCCCAGGUCCCUGCGGGUGCUUUGGGCUCUCCUCCCCAAAAGCACCCCAGUGCUGAGAGCGAGGACUCCUUGCUUUGGGUGCUGUUUGGCGUGUCCCCGCAGGCAUGAAAGGAAGCUGAACCUCCCUUCUGAGUGGACUACGCAGCGUUGCCUGAAUGUCACGGUCUCAUCGGCCUCAGCAUGUUCCCACCCUGCAGCUCCCUGAGCAGUGACCUGGCAAUGCAAGGGAUACUCUGCAUGCUCAGCCUGGGACUGUCCCUCCUGGCACCACAGCCCGGCUCUGCGGAGAUCUCCCUGUCCACCUCCCUGCUGCCCGUGGUGGGGGAGCUGGGCCAGGACGUGGUGAUACCCUGCCAACUCUCCCCGCCGGCCCCCCUGCCCGGCCUGGAGGUGCAUUGGAGGAAGUACGGCCUCAGGACUGUCAGCGUUCACCACCACGGCAGGGAAGGAACUCAGGAGACGCCAGGGAAAGGCUACGAGGGCCGAACCGAGCUCUUCCCCCAGGAGUUCAGCCAUGGCAACGUCUCUCUGAAGCUGAGGAGCCUUCGCACAGAGGAUGCAGGGAGCUACCAGUGCUUUGUGGGAAGCCAGCAAAGAAACCUGGAAGCCACCGCUGUGCUCCAAGUCGAAGCUGUAGCCCUGGUUUACUUACAUGUCACGAGGACCGAGGGGUCGGGGCUGGGGCUGUCCUGCAAAUCCACCGGAUGGUUCCCCGAGCCCACGGUCCGCUGGGUCACGCAGGACGGGCAGGCCUUGGCAAUGGAGCCAGUGACCACCAUCACGCAGGACCAGCAGCAGCUCUACACCGUGGAGAGCCACAUCACUGUGCCCGGAGGAAAGGACACUGACAAAAUAGUGUGCAUUGUGCAAAACAGCCUGACGGGCACCAAGCAGCGCUCGGCCAUUGAGCUCGGAGGAGACGUCUUCCCUCGUGCAUCUCCGUGGCUGCCCGCCUUCUGGGUGCUGCUGCUGUUGGUCCUCCUGGCCCUUGCAGCUGGUGCAUUUUUUGCCCACCGAGCCAAGGGGAAGGCAGCCACCAGGAAAGCUGAGCAGAAGGUGGCUCUCCAGGAAAAGGAACGGCUGCUGGUGACCAUGGAAGCAGAGAAUAACGAUCUCUGCAGGUGGAAAGAAAAAGCCAUGCAAGAGCUGGUUUUCCAACAGGCACGGAGCUGCCAGGUGACCGUCACCCUGGACACAAGCCACCAGCACCCAGAGCUCAUUGUCUCGGAGCACGGCCAAUGUGUCCAGUGCCAGCCGUCCUCGCUGGGGCCAGCCCCCCGCAUUGCCGUGGGGCACCCGGGCUUUGCAUCCCAGCGGGCUUACUGGGAGGUGGAGGUGGGCGAUGGGGACGACUGGGAGGUGGGGGUGCUGAACGAGAGCACCAGGGACCAGGUGAGACGAGGGGAGGUGAAGGAACGCCCCAAGGAGGGCUGCUGGGCCCUGCAGAGAGUGGGGGGCCAGUACCACCCCCCCCAGACCAACACACUGCUCCGGACCCUGAAGAAGGCAGACAUCAUUGGGGUGUAUCUGGAUGGAGAAGCAGGGAAACUCACGUUUUAUGAUGUUGGCCAGAUGUCCCUGAUUGUGGACAUCCCUGUGCCUGACUUGGGGACGCUCUACCCCUUCCUCAGCCCCCGCCCUGCCGUGGGGGGAGCCAGUGGGGACCCCCUCCGCAUCUUCCCCAUCCCCCUGCCCCCCCUCCCCCACUGACGGGGAUUUCCCUCAGCAAUUAGUGCAUAAGGGAGGUAACAAAGAUGCCCAGAGCAAGGACACUACAGAGCAUCGUGGCCAUGCCACCCAGGAAUGGUGGGAAAACUGCUUGGGAUGGUCUUCAGCAAGUCCAACCCCCGUCACCUCCUGCGCCAGCGACUGGGAGCUGCAGGAGCCCUGAGGGCCUCACCCAGGCCCAUCCCAAAGCCCGGAGGAGCUUUGGGGUCCCCCCAAUGGAGACAAAGCUGGGACCGCCGCAGAAACCACCGAGGACAAAAGCUCCUUGCACCCCACCAGGUGCCCAGAGCCAGAGAGCAAAGCCCAGGCAGGGCCUCAGCAGCACUGCUCCCAGGGUCCAGCCAGGCUGGCCAUCCUGCAGUGCCAGGGGAGGCCACGAAGCUUGGGGACAACGGACAUCCCUCCUCCUAUGGGGAGAUAAAUGCUGUGAGGGGGGCAGCGGGGAGACAGGGCUGCUGGCGAGGGCGUGUGCAGUGCCCAGGGCCAAAUCUGGGGUGUCCCGCACCCAUUUGCCAGGCUUCGAGUAGGAGCGUUUGAAAGCUGCUGUCCGCUUGCAAUUCUCAAAUACAGCGAUCCUUUCUGCACCUUC